Molecule: messenger RNA, 960 nt
Organism: Salvia splendens (bonfire salvia)
Lineage: Eukaryota; Viridiplantae; Streptophyta; Magnoliopsida; Lamiales; Lamiaceae
Product: eukaryotic translation initiation factor 5A-2
Exons: 5
Coding region: 117-596 (159 amino acids)
Biological process (GO): positive regulation of translational termination; positive regulation of translational elongation
Molecular function (GO): RNA binding; translation elongation factor activity; ribosome binding
Source: RefSeq, a predicted model, not a curated record
AAUCUCCCUAUUCUACGCAAUGCACUCCCUAUAAAAACGGCAACCUAACACCGUCGUCCUCUUGCUUCUCUCACUCCAUCAAUUCUCUAUCUAGGUUAUACAUUAUCUGUGUGAAUAUGUCUGACGAGGAGCAUCAGUUCGAGUCCAAGGCCGAUGCCGGAGCUUCCAAAACUUAUCCCCAGCAGGCUGGGACUAUCCGUAAGAACGGAUACAUUGUCAUCAAAGGCCGUCCUUGCAAGGUUGUUGAAGUCUCGACCUCCAAAACUGGAAAGCACGGUCAUGCCAAAUGUCAUUUUGUUGCUAUUGAUAUUUUCACUGCAAAGAAGCUUGAAGAUAUUGUCCCAUCUUCCCACAAUUGUGAUGUUCCACACGUCAACCGUACUGACUACCAGCUCAUUGACAUUUCUGAGGAUGGAUUUGUGAGUUUGUUGACUGAUAAUGGCAACACUAAAGAUGACCUCAGGCUUCCAACUGACGAGCCUCUGCUAACUCAGAUCAAGGAUGGCUUUGCUGAGGGAAAAGAUCUGGUUGUGAGUGUUAUGUCAGCCAUGGGAGAGGAGCAGAUCUGUGCCCUUAAGGAUAUUGGUCCUAAGUAACUUCCUUGGAUGUGGUUUUGAACCUUAAACUUGAAGUCGUGAAAUUAAUAGAUUAGAGAAGGGAUGAAAGAGGCCGCCGUCUUCGUGUUGUAAUGACUGAAUGACGGUAACAGCCUCUACUUAAAAAACUUCCAUCUCUGGUUUAAAUUGUGAAAUUAAUAGAUUAGAGAAGGGAUGAAAGAGGCCGUCGUAUUCGUAUUGUAAUGACUGAGUGACGGUAACAGCCUCUACUAUAAAAAACUUCCAUCUCUGGUUUAAAUUAUGUUUUUGUUACUUCAAGUCUCAUUAUUGUGUUUUACAUUUGAUUGUAUUGUAUUGUUAUGAAAGUUGGAAUUUGCCAUCAAUUGGUAUAACUUUUUGAAUA